UGAGUUGGAAUGAACUGCGCAGUGUAUGGGUCGCCUCAGAGGGGAACACAGGUUGGAUUUUUCCUCACACAGAACAGAGAGGGUUUAUGGUAUUUCCUAAACUGAAGACACUUCUGAAGAGAGGCUUCGGCGGUUGAUUCUGGUUGAAAUGGAGCCAAAUGGCACAGCGGGGAAGCAUGGAUUGGAGGGAGAUCCAGACUUACAGUUUCUGCUGGAUGGUGGGAAGCUCAUAAAGAUUCGUUCAAGCAGUUGGCAGAAGAGUCGCUUCUACAAACUGGAAGAAGAUUGCAAAACCUUGUGGCAUGAAUCUCAUAAAAUAUUCAAGAGAAACCAAACUUUCUCCAUCGAUGACAUCGAUUCAGUGCGAAAGGGACGUCAGUCUGAGGGGUUCCUUAAGCACACUGACCCCAGUGUUGAAGACCGGUGUUUCUCCAUCAUCUUUAAGGGCCGCAAGAGAAAUCUCGACUUGAUGGCAAACCAAGGGCAUGAGGCUAAACAGUGGGUUAGCGGCUUGGAGAAGAUCAUCAACAACAUGCACAACCUUAGCCGUCAGCAGAAGAGUGAACACUGGAUCUUCAACUGCAUGCGGAAAGCUGAUAAGAAUGAAGACAACAAGAUGACCCUGAAGGAGCUGAAGCACUUCCUGCGACAGAUCAACGUUGAAGUGGAUGAGACAUAUGCAGCAGAUCUUUUCAAAAAAUGUGACAAGUCCAACUCAGGCACCUUGGAAGGUUCGGAGAUCAAGCACUUCUAUGACCUGCUGACGCACAGAGAAGAAAUAGACGUGAUCUAUGGGAAAUAUGCACAAACCGAGGGUCAGAUGAGCGCCAGAGACCUGCUGAACUUCCUGCUGAAUGAGCAGAGGGAGCAGGUAUCCAUGCAGGAUGCCUUAAAGCUGAUUGAAAAGUAUGAGCUGGAUGGGACAGCAAAAGAGAAGAAACACAUGACCAAAGAUGGAUUUCUGAUGUACAUGCACCAGGAGGAGGGGUCCAUUCUCAACCCCAAACACAAACAUGUGUACCAAGACAUGAGCCAGCCCCUCAACCAUUACUUUAUAUCCUCCUCACACAACACAUACCUGAUGGAAGAUCAACUCAGAGGUCCCAGCAGCACAGAGGCUUACAUCAAAGCGUUGAUGAAGAGUUGUCGCUGUGUGGAACUGGACUGUUGGGACGGGCCUAACGGAGAGCCUGUUAUUUACCACGGCUACACACUCACGUCCAAAGUGCUCUUCAGAGACGUCAUAAAGGCCGUUAAAGACUACGCCUUCAAAACGUCUGACUACCCAGUGAUCCUGUCCCUGGAGAACCACUGCAGUGUGGAUCAACAAAAGCUCAUGGCUCAUCAUAUGAUCGCCAUCCUGGGCGAUGCUUUGCUCACCAAACCUCUGGGUGACACUCUCCCUGGCAAUUUCCCCUCACCUGAGGAACUGAAGGGCAAGUUUCUCAUCAAGGGGAAGCGGUUAAACAAACUGGACGCUAUCUUUAAUAAUAACAGCACGGUAGACGAGGACACAGUGUCUGAGGAGGAUGAGGCUGCAGAAUCUAAGGAGGGUGAACAGAAAACCAAGUCUAAGAAAUCAAAGAUCAAACUGGCCAGGGAGCUCUCAGAUAUUGUCAUUUACUGCAAGAGUGUCCAUUUUAAUGGAUUUGAACAUGCCAAGGACAACCAGGCCUUUUAUGAGAUGUCGUCAUUCAAGGAGAGUAAAGCUUUCAGUCUGGCUCAGAACUCAGCAACUGCUUACAUUCAUCACAACAUGGACAAACUCAGCAGGAUCUAUCCAGCUGGAUCCAGAACCGACUCCUCAAACUACAACCCAGUUCCCAUGUGGAACGUCGGCUGUCAGAUAGUGGCGCUGAACUUCCAGACCCCGUCUAAGGAGAUGCACCUGAACCAGGGUCGCUUUCUGCAAAACGGUCUUUGUGGCUACAUCCUGAAACCUGGAUUUCUGAGAAGUUUCUCCUCACAGUUUGACCCCAGUACACUCACGAAAGGGCCCUGGCUCCAGAAGAAAACCUGUCACAUCAUGGUGAUUACAGCACAACAGUUACCUAAAAUUAACAAGGACAAGCACAAAUCCAUCGUUGACCCCCUGGUGAGAGUGGAAAUCUACGGCGUCCCAGCAGACAACGCCAGCAAGGAGACACACUACAUUGAAAAUAAUGGGUUCAACCCAAUGUGGAAUGAGAACUUCCAAUUUGACAUUCAAGUCCCAGAGUUGGCCAUGCUGCGAUUUGUGGUCGAGGACUAUGACUCAACCUCCCAGAAUGAUCUCAUCGGGCAGUACUGUCUACCACUCACCAGUGUACAGAACGGAUAUCGCCACGUCCCGCUGCUCACAAAGAGAGGUGACAUCAUCUCCUCGGCCGGACUGUUUGUGCAUCUCAUGCUCAUCGAUGCCGAAUAGAGCCCUGUAUAUAGAAAACCCUUCACACCAGCAACAGCAUUUUUUGGGAAACCAUAUUGCAAACACUUUCUCAAGGCAAUAACAUUUUGUCAAUGGGCCAAGCAACACUCACAGUCAUUUGUAUUCUGUCAGUGUGUAUGACUUUAGCCUGUAUCACUUUCCAAAGCUAUUUAAAAGCUUCUGAAGAGAAAUAAAGCAAGUGUGAAUGAAAAGUGGAUGAAAGAGAAGUGUGUGAGGGGAUCAUAUAAAGAAGUCUACCAUAGUACAAGAAUGAGUUGUGACUAGGAUGUAAACAUAAAUAGCACUAGAGUUUCUAUAGGUUUCCCGAGGCCAAUCAAAGCAUCAACAUGUUAUUUUUCAAGCAACACAACAAGCUCUUAGUUGCAUUGUUGUAUUACUUUGCUAGACUCUUUAAAACAUUUUAAGUAUUUGUUAUAAAAGUUAUUUUAUGCUCUGUGUUUGUCACUGGAGUAAAGGUAUGGUUCAAAGGGCAGAUGCUGAAAAUCAUAUGUGAGUGUGUGUGAUUGUGUCUGUUUAUUCUGAAUGCGACGUGUUUGUCACUGUGAUUUUAUUUUAUUUUGUUCAUACUUUAUGCCUUAUAACUUUAUUUUUUAACUGUUAAUAUAAGAAUCAUAACAAGCAACUGUUGUAUGACUUUGCUCUGAAGGCUUCUUCACUGUAUCAGGUAUUGGACAUUAAUCGAUAAUAAUAAUAAUAUUUCAGAGAGUAUUUUAUCAUUUCUAUCGCCUGGAGUACUUAAACAGUUUUUUCUGUGACAUGCUCAUAAGUGUCAGUGCUUUAGUGUGUUACUCCUUUUACAUUUGCACUAGCUUUCCAAUAAAACCAGCAGUCCU
Molecule: messenger RNA, 3261 nt
Organism: Sphaeramia orbicularis (orbiculate cardinalfish)
Lineage: Eukaryota; Metazoa; Chordata; Actinopteri; Kurtiformes; Apogonidae
Gene: plcd1a
Product: phospholipase C, delta 1a
Exons: 15
Coding region: 149-2407 (752 amino acids)
Biological process (GO): intracellular signal transduction; lipid metabolic process
Cellular component (GO): plasma membrane
Molecular function (GO): calcium ion binding; phosphatidylinositol-4,5-bisphosphate phospholipase C activity
Source: RefSeq, a predicted model, not a curated record